AUGGAUUCUCAAACCCAAACCCACGGAGAUCAAGACCAACAAAACCCCUCUGGCUACGAACCUACCUGGCCUAAGGACCUGGGCAUAUCCCCCAUGCCGGCAGCCUCAAUCUUCCAGUUCAUCACCCGCUUCUUCCAAGUAUCUGACAACCCGGAUCUGACCGAGGAAUGGCUCAGCUUUUUCGGGGAGGAAGCCAAGAUCGUGAUGGGCGAGAAGGUUGCUGAGGGGAAGGAUGAGCUUCGUGUCCUAAGAAAGGGAAUGUGGGAAAAGGUCAAGACGAGGAAGCAUACAGUUCAGAAGGGGUUUCCGGGUAUGUUCCCUCUUACUGGACAGUUGGGAGGAGGAGGAGGGGGAGGAGGGGGGGUCAAAGGUGAUGGUGUCCUGAACUUGGAGUUUAUGAUAUAUGGGACUGUGCUUUAUACGUUGAGGGAGACAGGCAAAGAGGAGAAGAUGGACUGGGCGGCGCAUGGGAUAUUGGUUGGGAGGGAAUUGGAGGACGGAGAGGAGGAGAUGAAGAAGGAAGGUGGUGGUCAUGGUAGUUCUGAUGGCAAAGCAUCCGCAAGGGGAAAUACUUCGCCAUUUGUGUUUGGGAGGUAUAGAGUAUAUUUGUCUUCUAGCGUUGAGUAG
This is a messenger RNA of Neurospora hispaniola, 627 nucleotides long. RefSeq lists its product as uncharacterized. The record is from RefSeq and is a predicted model, not a curated record. Lineage: Eukaryota; Fungi; Ascomycota; Sordariomycetes; Sordariales; Sordariaceae. The transcript has 2 exons. Bases 1 to 627 code for a protein of 208 amino acids.